AAAGUGCAGAGCGACGAUAGCGGGUUUCCCGCCCACGCCGCGCUCAGGUUAGGUUGUCUCCGCUCGGCUCAUUCGACAAGAACCAUGGCUGAGGAGGAGCCCCUACCGCCUGGCUGGGAGAAGCGAAUGAGUCGCAAGUCAGGUCGUAUUUACUUCUUCAAUCAUAUAACUAAUCGGAGUCAAUGGGAGCGCCCAAAAGCAGGUGGAAGUUACAAUUCUGUUGAACCUGACAAAGUUCGCUGUUCCCACCUGUUAGUGAAGCACAACCAGUCACGCCGUCCUUCUUCCUGGAGACAGGAGGAGAUCACACGUAGCAAAGAGGAGGCACUAGAGACAUUAAACGAGUAUAUCCAAAUGAUCAAAUCUGGAGAUGCAACAUUUGAACACUUAGCAUCCAAAUAUAGUGACUGCAGCUCUGCAAAAGAAGGGGGAGAUCUGGGCUUCUUUGGCAAAGGCCAAAUGCAGAGGCCAUUUGAAGAAGCUACGUACUCGCUGAAAAUUGGAGAGAUGAGUAAUCCAGUAUUUACGGAUUCUGGUAUUCAUAUCAUCCUCCGUACUGCUUAAAGUGCCUCCUUUUGGUUUGUCUUUGCAAAGUGAAUAACCCAGCCACUACUGAAGACCCUCAUGGAAACCACCCCUUUCACAUCCUAAUAAAUAUCUUGUUCUCCCCAGUAUUUAAUAAUUUUGUCUUCGGCCAUUGUCCAACGCGCUUGCAGGCACUCUAGACAAAGGGAAAGAACUGAUCUUCAUAAUUAUAGAAACCGAUUGUUUAAGAUAAUGCUGUCUCUUUACAGCGACCCAAAUGUCGGUUCAGUAUGUAGGAUGUCAUGCAGGUUAGUGCCCGACUGAGCUGUAUUGCUUUUACACUGUUGUAGCGCUUUUGCUAUGCAUUGUGUUAAAAGAAACUGUUUGAAUUUUAUUGGAGUAACGCAGGCUUAAUUUCGACAAAGUUAAUGUUUAUUUUCCCAAUGCAGAGAAAUUGUGGGAGAGAUUAUCAUUCAAAUCUUCAUUCAGCAUUGCUUGAAUUGUUAUUGGAUUACACUAAUACAAAAGCUGAUUGGUCGUGUAACUGUUUAACCUCUUACGGUGGUAAUAGCGUUCAUUAAACAAAUUGGUUUGUAGUUAACAGCAGUGUUCUUCACCUCCUUCAGAAAAAUGCAUAAGCCCUCAGCAUGUAGGGAAUGUUUUAGAUCACCCUAAUCUUUGGCUGCUGAACUCUUUGAUUCACAGCAGUGCUGUUGGUCUUGGGACCAUUUACAUACAGCAGCUCUGUAUGUAAAUGCAUUUUUCCACUGACCAUUCCACAGUGUACUGUUGGAAACAACCUUCAAAAAUAAUUGUCAAGAUCAGAGCUACUGGUAAGAGAGAAUGCUGAAUAACUUUGUUCCUUUAUGUUGCUUAAGGACCUUUCCAACUGGUGUGCUUGUGUCUUUUCUUUUCAACAGCUCAAAGUGCACUGAAUGUGCACUCAGUUGCAAAAAGCAACAGGUUAUGGGGAAAUGUAAGGUUAUUAUUUGUCUGGCUUUAAGUCAAAAUAUUAAAGAGAUUCUCCACAACA
This is a messenger RNA of Carcharodon carcharias (great white shark), 1558 nucleotides long. It is a transcript of the gene pin1, whose product is annotated as peptidylprolyl cis/trans isomerase, NIMA-interacting 1. Lineage: Eukaryota; Metazoa; Chordata; Chondrichthyes; Lamniformes; Lamnidae. The transcript has 4 exons. The coding region runs from base 85 to 564 and encodes 159 amino acids. Gene Ontology annotation, cellular component: nucleus; cytosol. The record is from RefSeq and is a predicted model, not a curated record. Gene Ontology annotation, molecular function: peptidyl-prolyl cis-trans isomerase activity; protein binding.